AUGAAUGUGCGCGGCUUUUUCAAGAAUGUUCUGAACAAUGAGGGUAAGGAAGCCCAGACCGUGGCCGGUGAGAGUUCUGAAACCGGGUCUUCGACAGCCGUAUCAUCGGGCAUGAGUAGUUUCUUAUCCGGUACAUCCCGAUUUUUGGACUCGGUGCAGACAAAAAAGAACGGUCUGAUCAGCGAUAUUUCCAGCAAACUGAGCUCAAUCAAACUGCCCGGUGAUCAGUCUACAGAGAGCGGAGCAACCAAGUCAGAUAAGCGGAAAAGUCGACAGGCGGUUAAUGUUGGCGGCGACGACGACGAUGGGGACAGUUCGGCCAGUGAAUAUGGAGAUGAGGGCGAUCGGCCGAUGUACGCCGAGGAAGCUCCGAUGGAACGUCGAGUAUCGGUGGAAAGUGUGGACAGUUUGCCGGAAGACGAAGCGAACCAGUGGCGAAACAAUAUUCGUACAAUGAUUCGUGAUGUACUCAGUCAACAGUGA
Molecule: messenger RNA, 483 nt
Organism: Echinostoma caproni
Lineage: Eukaryota; Metazoa; Platyhelminthes; Trematoda; Plagiorchiida; Echinostomatidae
Source: the annotation of a GenBank genome assembly